Molecule: messenger RNA, 1314 nt
Organism: Malus domestica (apple)
Lineage: Eukaryota; Viridiplantae; Streptophyta; Magnoliopsida; Rosales; Rosaceae
Source: RefSeq, a predicted model, not a curated record
AUGCGCAUCAGUCUAAGUGCUAAGAACAAACUAGGCUUGGUCGAUGGAACCAUUGACCCCCCCCCCGCUGAAACAGAUAAACAAUUUGCAUUGUGGCAACGAUGCAAUGACAUGGUCCUUGCAUGGAUCCUGAAUUCUGUGCAUGAGGACAUCGCAAGCAGUGUCUCCUACUACACAUUAGCAGCAGAUAUGUGGGCCGACUUGCGUGAUCGCUUCUCCCAAGGGAACGAUUCACGUGUUUAUCAAAUUAAGAGAGAAAUUGUUGAGCACAGACAGGAGCAACAAUCAAUCUCAGUCUACUACACGAAACUGAAGGCCUUGUGGGAUGAACUGACGUCCUAUCAUGAGCCCCCGACGUGCACUUGUGGGGGUUUGAAGAAGAUUAAUGAACGUGAUGAAAAAGAAAGAGUGAUGCAGUUCCUCAUGGGGUUAAAUGAAUCCUAUGCCGCAGUACAUGGGCAGAUCUUGUUGAUGCAGCCACUCCCAGACACUUGGAAAGCAUAUUCUCUUGUCUUACAACAAGAGAAGCAAGUGGAGGUAUCUCUCACUCGUCAUAACAACAAUUUGCAUGCUAUGAAUGUGACAAGCAACAGGGAACUUGCUGCACAACGAGGUAAUUCUUCCCUUAAAUGCUCAUAUUGUGAUAAAAAAUAUCAUACCGUAGAUCGAUGCUUCUACCUCUACGGCUUUCCACCAGGGCAUAAAUACCAUGGCAAAAAGGUGACUCCUCCAAACAGGAAGAAACAUGUGGCCAACCAAGUGAAGACUGGCGAUGAAAUUGCCAAGGUCACUGAUCAGCAUCACCAUGGAACCACCAGUGACGGGCCCAAGUUCACUACUGAAGAAUACAAUCAAAUCAUGGCCAUGCUCAAGAAAACCAACCUUGAUGGUAAUCCACAACAUUUUGCAAACGUCACAGGUACACUUACACCCUCGUCUAAUACAUCAGAAGCCUUAUCACAGAAAACCCUAUAUUGGAUCAUUGAUAGUGGGGCAACGGAUCAUAUAUCUCCUUCACCUCACUUGCUUGACAAGAAAUUCAUGUCUGAUUCUGUACAAUUGCCUAAUGGGGGAAAAGCCAGUAUAGAGUAUGUUGGUUCUGUCCAAGCCACUUCUCUUAUUAAACUUGAUGAUGUGUUACAUGUUCCCAACUUUCGAGUCUAUUUAUUAUCCGUUAGCAAACUCACCGAGUCUCUACAAUGCAUAGUGAUUAUCUUUCCCACCUUUUGUGUGAUACAGGACAUGGAUACGAGGAGGACGAUUGGCCUGGGCAAGCGAUAUAAUGACCAAGCAAGUUCCAACUAUCAUGUUUGA